UUGACCUUUCACACUUCAUCAAAGUUGGCACUUAGUUUUAAGUUUUCUUUAGAGAUUGGUACUUGCUCGAUGACUUCUACAAUCUCCAAACAAGAUCCUCACUGUAUAUUUAAUUGGAGAAUUUCUUUCUAAUCAUUUACUACGGCUUUCACAUAACAUGCCCUGAAUUACAGCAAGUCGUCUGUUGUUACCACCACAUAAUCUCAUCUCGAUAAUUCCAUGGCAAACGCGCGCUACUCGUGCGCGAGAGAUCGAAGGUUCCAUGAAGAAACUCUCUUUAGCACUUUGCAGACUUUCUUUGCCGAAUCCCUCGAAUCCCUUUGCUGUUGCGAAUGUCCGCUCGACAGAAGAAAUCUGGCGUUGGAAAUCGAUUUUGUCACAUCUCCUCCGUAACAAAGAUAUUGAAGAAGCCCAACGCAUCUUCCUUCAAAUACCAUCUCCAGAUGUUCAUCUCUACACCAUGAUGAUCAACGGUUACUCGCAAGCCAACCGGAUUAACGAUGCGUUGCAUCUGUUUGAUAAUAUGCCUGACAGAGACAUUGCCUCUUGGAACUCCAUUAUCAAGGGUUGUCUAGAUUGCGGAGAUUUAUGCCUUGCACAUAAACUUUUUACGGAAAUGCCUGACCGCAAUGUGAUUUCUUGGACUAGUAUUGUUAAUGGGCUUGCCAAGUUUGGUUGCAUUGAUGCUGCAGAGAAGCUGUUUUACAAAAUGCCUAGCAGGGACACUGCCGCGUGGAAUUCGAUGAUCACAGGAUAUUGUGACAAUGGUAGAAUUCAGGAUGCACAAUUGCUGUUUGAGAAUAUGCCUCACCGCAAUGUGAUAUCUUGGACUGCAAUGAUUGGUGGACAUGAUCAGAAUGGUGAUAGCGAUAAGGCAUUGUGUCUUUUCCAUCAAAUGUGGGUUCGAGGUAUCAAACCCACUUCAAGUACAUUUGCUUGUCUGUUAACUGCUUGUGCUAAUUCACCUGAUUCAGAACUCGGUAUCCAGAUCCAUGCGAUUGUUAUCAAAGCUAGUUAUGCCGAAGAAAAUUUUACAUUAACUUCUCUGAUCACUUUCUAUGCCAAGUGUAAGCAAAUUGAAAGUUCUUCUAAACUUCUUGAUGGGGUUGAGGAUAGAAAUGUGUUUUUGUGGACAGCUCUUAUAACUGGAUAUGGUUUAAAUGGCAGGCAUGAGGAAGCAUUGGAUGAAUUUGGCAAGAUGGUUCGAUCGGCGAUCAAGCCAAAUGAAUCUACUUUCUCAAGUUCAUUGAACUCAUGUUGUGGGCUUGAAGCUCUUGAUAGAGGUAAAGGAAUUCAUGCUACUGCCAUUAAGCAAGGAUUUGACUUUGACAUAUUUGUCGGAAACUCUCUUGUAGUAAUGUACUCAAAAUGUGGAGAUGUAGCUGAUGGCCUGAAGAUGUUUAACAGCAUGAGCAAGAGGAACCUCGUGUCAUGGAAUUCUAUUAUUGUUGGCUGUGCUCAGAAUGGUUAUGCAUCAAGGGCACUUGAACUGUUCGAUGAAAUGUCAGCUUGCCGAAUUAAACCUGAUGAGAUUACAUUUGUUGGGCUUCUAACUGCUUGCAGUCAUUCUAACAUGAUUGAGAAGGGAAGACAGAUUUUCAAACUGUUAAAAGAAAACCCUUCUGUUGAUGUUAGAGUGGAGCAUUGUGCUUGUAUGGUGGAUAUUUUCGGUCGUUCCGGAAACUUUGAUGAAGCAGAGGAGUUCAUAAGAGGCAUGUCUGUGAAACCAAAUGUCAUGAUAUGGCUGGCCUUGCUUAGUGCCUGUAGAGUGCAUUGCAAUGUAGAAAUUGCAAGGAAAGCUGCAGGAGAGAUCUUUAAUCUAGACCCAUAUAACAGUGCUGCUUAUGUAUUAUUGUCUAACAUAUAUGCUUCUGCUGGUAAAUGGAAUGAUGUGGCACAAACAAGAAUGAUGAUGAGGUCUUCUGGUAUUGUGAAGAUUCCUGGUUCUAGUUGGAUUACAGUACAUGAAUCCCGAUACGAAUUUGUUUGUGGAGAUAGAUCCAAUCCUUUGACCACUGAGAUAGACAAAAAACUUGAUUGGCUGGAUGAAAAGCUGAAAGAGCAUGGUUAUGUCUGUGAGAAAACCUUUGCCUUGCAUGAUGUGGAUGAUGAACAGAAAGAGCAUUCAUUAAAGUAUCAUAGCGAGAAGAUUGCUGUUGCUUUUGGUCUUAUUGUUACUGCAAAUGGAAGCAAUAUAAGGGUUAUGAAGAACCUACGGGUAUGUGGUGACUGCCACACGGCAAUAAAGCUGAUAUCAAUGAUUGUUGAGCGUGAGAUUGUUCUAAGAGAUUCAAGUCGUUUUCACCACUUUAGGGAUGGUUUGUGUUCUUGUGGAGAUUAUUGGUAGACUAUAAUAAUCAAUUCUAUUUAACGAGGUCCGUUAAUGCUUUAGCAAGGAGCUUAUAAAAUGACAGUAUAAAAUAAACUGGAUGUAGUAAAAGGGAAUGAACUAUAUCCAGUGGAGAUUUUAAUCAACUUCUGCUUUAGUAUUUCAACAUAAAAAAACAACCAAGUGGUGGAAGUUUAAGAUCAUGGAGCCUCCAUUUACCAUAAAUCUGAACUUUCAUAUCGAUGUAGAGACUAGCAAAAUUGAUCGAGAUGGAAAUCAUUGUACUGAAGGAUUCGCUAUCCAUAAAAUCCAACCCACGAUUUUGACCUGCUAAUUGUUCACUGUUGUUUUUUGAUAAUCCUCUUGCCCUACAUAUCAUUCAAGAUAUUGCGAUGAUACCAGAGCAGCUUGGAUGGCCUGCUAAUCUAAGGGAAAUCUCUACGCGUGUGCAUCAUCGCAACAAAACAGGGAGAACAAGAAUCUCACUGGAACAGCACGGUAUGCUAGCGUGAAUACUCAUCUUGGUGUUGAACAAAGCGGAAG
This is a messenger RNA of Dendrobium catenatum, 2872 nucleotides long. RefSeq names its product pentatricopeptide repeat-containing protein At5g46460, mitochondrial. The record is from RefSeq and is a predicted model, not a curated record. Gene Ontology annotation, biological process: RNA modification. Gene Ontology annotation, molecular function: zinc ion binding; RNA binding; protein binding. Lineage: Eukaryota; Viridiplantae; Streptophyta; Magnoliopsida; Asparagales; Orchidaceae. The coding region runs from base 263 to 2347 and encodes 694 amino acids. The transcript is spliced from 6 exons.